CUGCUUUUUGCUGACCCAUCACACAAAGCACUUUAUACUGCUUGCUUUUGAAACCUGCCUGUGGCUCCCCAGUCUUCUCUUCACCCUCUCCAUACUCCCGUCUGUCUUCUGCCUUCUUUAUUCCAGGGUCAUAAAACACAACCGUCACAAUGGGAGACGACGAGCAGAAAAAAUCCAAGAUGAACUCAUCUCGUAGAAUGCACCUGAAGAGCUUACUGCUUUCACUUGCCAAAAGUGCAAUCGAGAAGGAGGAAGCAGAUCGAAUAACGGAGAAGGAGAGGUACAUGGGAGAACAUUGCGUACCAUUGCAGAUUUCCGGGGCUUCCAUGGCAGACUUACAGGAGAUAUGCAAAAAGCUUCAUGGCACUAUCGAUGUGGUUGAUGAGGAGAGAUAUGACUUGGAAAUCAAAGUUACUAAGACAGGCAAAGAGAUUGAUGACCUGAAUCUGAAAGUCUUUGACCUGAAGGGCAAGUUUAAGAGGCCACCCCUCAAGAGAGUGCGCAUGUCAGCCGACGCCAUGUUGCGUGCGCUGCUGGGCUCCAAACACAAGGUGUCCAUGGAUCUGAGAGCCAACCUGAAGCAGGUGAAGAAAGAGGACACUGAGAAGGAGAAGGACCUGCGGGAUGUCGGAGACUGGCGUAAGAAUAUUGAGGAGAAGGCUGGAAUGGAAGGCAGGAAAAAGAUGUUUGAGGGUGCUGAAUAAAAGAUCACUCCAUAAAACCUCAUGCUGUAUUGUAGUUCGUGUUUGUAAUACAUUAUAUGUAGGUCAGCUUUGUGCUCAGCUGCAUUGGAAAUAAUCUGUGCUGAUUUAGUUAGUUCUGGUUAGGCUAGAUGAAUAGUAUGCCUGUUGGAUCCAAAUGAGCUUCAUCCAUUAUUUUACUGCCAGGCUUCAAGCCAUAGCCCGCUGACGCAGGCCAAUAAACAUAAUCUGCCAUUGAUUAUUGACUUGCCCUUGCCCAUUUAAUACCAGGAAGCACAAAAUGCUGAGGGAAUUAGAUGGUAUUAAAAGGAGACAGGGCAACCAGAACAUUGGUGAGCAGGUACAAUAACCGGCCUUAUCCUUACUGAACAGACUGCAGGAAUGUGGAAUUAACAAAGUAAAGACCGAGAGAGUUUUGUUAGCUUGUGUACGUGAAUCCAUGGUCAAAUUAUAUGAAGGAAGAAAAAUAAAGAGAAGGGAAAAAAUCAGGUUAAAAGAGAGAUAUAAAGUGGACAAAGUGAAAGCUGAAGCUUCAUAAAAGAAAAUGCAGUGAAUAAGAUGGUUAUGACUUUCUCUAAUGAGUUUAGUUUGUAACUGCCCUGAAAACUGAGUAUCCUUAUACUGUUCAUUGAAUUUGUUAUGCUGAUCAAGGCAAUGAUUUGCUCUUUCUAUUUGGAUUGCUAACAUCAGCCAAGAAUCUGCUCUCAGCUAAGUCAGUGCAUCAUUUCCAUUUAAUUAAUGUUGAACACUGUAAGCUCAAUGUUAUUUUGGCAGUAAACUAUGGCCCAUUAUGUAUCACCAUGCAGCCCCAUACAUGUCAAGUGUCCUUUACUUUGGAAUAACAUGAAGGUUAUUAACAACUUUGUAGAAUUACCAGCAAGAACAUUUAUUUUAUGACCUAUAUGUACUCCAGAUCUAAAGCGAAAGUGUAAAUAAAUUCUUGAAAGCAG
Molecule: messenger RNA, 1651 nt
Organism: Amblyraja radiata (thorny skate)
Lineage: Eukaryota; Metazoa; Chordata; Chondrichthyes; Rajiformes; Rajidae
Product: troponin I, fast skeletal muscle
Exons: 8
Coding region: 150-704 (184 amino acids)
Biological process (GO): cardiac muscle contraction; skeletal muscle contraction
Cellular component (GO): troponin complex
Source: RefSeq, a predicted model, not a curated record